Rhincodon typus (whale shark) is the source of this 5623-nucleotide messenger RNA. It is a transcript of the gene myo15b, whose product is annotated as myosin XVB. The record is from RefSeq and is a predicted model, not a curated record. The transcript is spliced from 44 exons. Bases 84 to 5249 code for a protein of 1721 amino acids. Lineage: Eukaryota; Metazoa; Chordata; Chondrichthyes; Orectolobiformes; Rhincodontidae. Gene Ontology annotation, molecular function: protein binding. Gene Ontology annotation, cellular component: cytoskeleton.
GGGAGUGGCAAUGUGUUCUAGUAAAGCAGAUUCUGUUGAGAAGUAACUGACUUUCAUUUAACCAGAAUGACGCACUUACAACAAUGACAGAACAAAGUUCAACUGCACUAUUCACUGCACCGUGGAAUCGAAGGAUAUUUUCCAGGAGCAAGGGACGAGGAACAGCAGUGGGAAUGGAUGUUGGGUUACUGGAGAUUCCAGCAGAGCUCGCUGCUCUGUUACAAUUUGAUGACCGACAGCCACCUGCCUUUGAGAAUCAGGUUGCUGAGGUGUCCCCACCACAGGCUAAGGCCAUCAUCAACAACUCUCUUCCUGCAGAUGUCAACAACUACCCUUUCAGUAAAUUCAUCAAUCAGCACUUUAAGGUCCCUCAGUUACAGGUAUUGGACCAACCUCUACAACAGCCCCUCACACAACUGGAGGGAGCAGAGAGACAUGCAGCUGUGGAAAUCUUCAAACUGGUUCUGCGUUUUCUGCAUGAUGAGUUGCUCAAUGGCAGAAAGGAGAUCAUCCUUGGCAAUUUUAUUGCACAGAAAGGAAUAUCAAAUCCCACACUCCGGAAUGAGAUCUUUUGCCAGGUGGUGAACCAGACCUGGAAGAAUCCAGACAUGGAGAAUUGGCAGCGAGCUUGCUUGUUGAUGACCACCUGCCUGAGCUGCUUACGACCCUCCCCCGAGCUCGAGAAACCUCUACUCAAGUAUGUGUCUGACCACACCAUGGAAGAAUAUAGGGCCUUGUGUCAACAUAAAGCCCUCAGCGCCAUGCAACAGAACCAAGGCAGGGCCUACCCUCCAACCCAGCUGGAAUGGACCGCCAACCGCAGGCGAGGACAGAUGGUUCUUGAUAUCCACCUGCUUAAUGAGGAUAAAGUUGCAGCAGAGGUGGAGUCCUGGACAACGGGCGAGGAGCUUGCUAACUGGAUUUUAAAAUUGCGGAAUCAGGAAAAUGAGCAGAGAGGCUGGACAGUGUCCUUGCACAAUGGGGAGAAAUGGAGAGACAUGCCCGGCUGUGAUUUUGUCAUGGAUCUGAUUGCUGAAGUUGAACAGCUUGGCUUUUUCCCAGCACAUUCAUCUACCUCCGUCAUCCACCCAGGAGUGAAUGGGUAUUCUACUGGGUCUCAUCCCGGUUCUGACAACUGCUAUCUGCCACUAUCUGAGGAAUGUGAAGGAGUAAUUCCUCCAGCACCCAACAUCCAGGCACCUCGUCUUCCUCCACCAUUCUUAUCCCACGAUCAGUCUGAUAUGCAUUCUUAUGGCAACUCUGCACCGAAAUCAGAGACCUCUCGAUGCAGCUUCGAAAACUACCUGGACAAUCUGUUUGACCCCGUGUUAUCACAUGGGGCAGGGGAAAUGGAGCGAUCCAGGGAUUUAAACAGGCGGAUGAAAGGAGGUGGAGGAAUCGGCCCCUCACAGGCUGGAGCAUAUAUGAUGACAGGUAUGCCAAUGGUUCCCAACUAUUCAAUGGGUGUUCCAGCAAUGUCACAGAUGCCCACUGUACCAACCUAUCAGACCAUGCCUUUAAUGCCAGCAAUGCAGUCAAUGCCUAUAAUGCAACAAAUGCCUCCAGUGCAACCUGUUCCUAUGAUGCAACCAAUGGCAUCACCAAUGCCAGCAAUGAUGAUGCCACAGAGCAGUGUACCUCAGAUGACACCUAUGCACCAGACUUCCCAGUAUGCACCAUCUCAAUUGCGCCAACCUGAAAGACAAAUUGACUCAUCCCAACUAGCAGCUCAACAGCAGACAUUCAUCAACCAGCAGGCACUCUUACUGGCCCAGCAGAUGACUAUUCAGGCCAUGUCAAUAAGUCAGCAACAACAGCAGGAACGACAGCAGAAGAAACAACGAGAGGAGCAGCCUGUCGCCGAGACUCCAAAGGCCCCAAGACCACCAAAAACCAACACUAAGCCCAUCAUACCUACUCCAGCUCAACAACCAAAGAAGACCAGUGUGAAGACUGAACCUUUUGUUAAAAAGGAUCUCCCUAAAGAGAAAGAAGUACCUCCUCAGGACACGGAUGUCAAGGCUGAGAGUAAUGACAUUGCUGAUGAGUUAAUUAUGGAACAAGUUGAAUCUUUUCAGCAGAAACGAGAUUUCUUCCAGAAGUGGGGGAAGAAGGAUCCUCCGCAGGUAAAACAUCCAUCCAAGAUUUUGCUUCCCAAACCACCAGAAAAGAAGAAGACAGAAGAAUCCAGUAAUUGUGAGGUGCAGGAACACAAAGAGAGACCUCCUCCAGAAAACUCCACCAAAGGCACAAAGCAGAAAGACAAGGAAAAAGAGAAAGAACAGAAGACAGAAGAAAAAUCAAAGGAACCAGAGGAAGUGAAGCCCAUCCAGAGCAACACAAGACCAGAACCUAGUCAGAACAUCCGGGAAAUAAUUAAAUUGUACCAGAGCCAGCCGAAACAACCUCCACCUCUCUAUCAACCUGUCAGGAGGUCAGCAAAACCAUUCCUGAAGAAAAGCAAUCCCAAGGAUGAGGCAUUAUCUCUCUUAAGAAUGAGAGAAUCAGCAUCUCCCACUGAGGUAGAGAAUGGUGUCGGAAAGAAGACAAAAGCUGCAAAGGUUCCACCUAAGCCAGCACCAAAACCACAUCGUCAUCCUCCGUCUUCACAGCUUUCAAUACAGGACCAACUUGCAAAGAUAUAUGCUCCACCACCAGCAGAGCCUUCACUGCCAUCACCUCCCCCACCUCCUCCACCUGGUCCCUCUUCAGCAUCAACAUCUACCAGUGAAUUUCAACUCCCCCCAGUUCAACAAAAGAGAGAGGAAGUGUUCUUACAAGACGAAAAUAUCAAAACACAUCUGUACAGGAAGACAGCCAGUGUUUACUUCUCAUAUGUUAAUAUUCCUUGGAAGCUCUACCUUCGCAAAGAGUUGUUUCACCCAAGGGAGAAGUUUAACACUGACUACAUUCUCAACCUGAUGUGUGAACAGAUCAUUCGAGACACUUACUCUGACAGCUGUACACGCAUCUCAAAGGAGGAGCGACACAAGAUGCGAGAUCUGUUAGCUGAGCUUCAUGUUGGCACUGAUGUACGGUUACUGCAAGACAAUGCGUUGAAGAAGCGGAUUGUAGUGGCUGCACGAGACAACUGGGCUGUUUACUUUUCUCGGAUGUUCCCGGUCAGCGGGGACAUUGGCAGCGAUGUGCAGAUUCUCAGCAUCUCUCACCGAGGAAUCAAGCUAUUAAAGUCGGUGCAAGCGAUCGGAAUGAAAUUAGACCAUUUUAAAGUUCUUCAGAGCUAUUGCUAUGCAGAAAUACUGAAUGUGACAUUAAAGGAACAAACCAUGCUGGAAUUUUCUCUGAAGAAUGAGCAGCUGGUCCUGUAUUCAGAAAAAGCCAAGCAGGCAAAGAUACUCAUCACUUUAUUCCUGGAGGAGUUACGGAAGGACUCUGACUACGUUAUGGCUAUUAAGAGCUAUAUUACAGAUGAUAAAUGUUUGCUGAACUUUCGCAAAGGAGACAUCAUCAAGCUGCUGCCAAUAGAUGGACUUCAACCAGGUUGGCAGUUUGGGUCUAUCGGUGGACGCUCUGGCUUGUUUCCUGGAGACCAUGCUCAGCCAACAGCUGCUCCUGAUUACUAUAGCAGUUACACGGGGAAGAAUGAGGAGAGGCAAAAGAGCACACCCAGUUCUAAUCGAUCAUCCAUGAGAAAGAGUGCUGUGCCCAGUGAAGUUUCAGAAAACAUGACCAUCUCCUCACGUUCUGAAUCCAGCAACCCUCUACCAAACAUUCAUUCUUCACCUGACUUUGUUCAGUAUAUAAUGGCAGAAUUUGCCAUGAAGUACUUCAGAAAUUCUCCGGCCAUGCUUGGCUGGAAGGACACGAAUGCAGAAGGAAGAAAUCCCAAUUCCCUGGUUCAGCACACUAAGAUUCCCAUUCACGAGUCACUUAUUGAUCUACCUGAUAAACAACUAAGUGAGCUUGCUGCAAAGAAUUUCAUGGCUCUGAUGAGGUUCAUGGGAGACGGACCCCCUCAGGAGCAACAGUCUGACACAGAUAUUUUACAGAGCAUUCUGCAGCUGUGCAAGGAGAAGAGGAAGCUACAGGAUGAGAUCUGCUGUCAGAUCAUCAAGCAAAUCACAGAUCAUCCCAUAAAAGAAAACUGUACACGGGGCUGGCGUGUCCUCUACCUGUUCUUGGGCUAUUUUCCAUGCACAAGCGACCUCAUGCCCUUUGUCCAGAGAUACCUGGAGAACAUCUGCGCUGACUCUAAUCAUGACUUCCAAGCAAUAGCAAUGGCUUGUCAGGACAACGUGUAUCGCACAUUGAAAUAUGGGGGCCGGCAACACAUCCCAUCCACCCUUGAAUUGGAAGCUAUCAUAAAAGGACGCAGCUCAAGGAGAGUCAUUGUGUACCUACCUGGGAAGUUGGAGCAUGCAGCCAAGAUCAAGCCCUUUAUGGUCGGACAGGACAUGGUGAUGGAAAUUUGUGCUAACAUUGGAAUUGUUGAUUCUGAAGAAGUCAAGGAGUUUUCCAUUUUUGCUGACAGGAAAAAUGGAGAUGUUGUCAGACCCAUCAAAGCAAAUGAAUACAUUUUUGACUUCCUGUUAGAUGAUAACUCCAUCAGUCUUCAUUUCCGACGCGUUAUUUGGACACAACCUUUGCAUUUUUACAAUGAUCUCUGUGUUUCUGUACAUUAUAAUCAGGUACUUCCUAUUUACCUCAAAGGACAGUUACUUUUUCCAACAAACAUUCAUGGGGCAGAACAGCACACUGCGAUACUGGCAGCAUAUCAGCACAAAACCAAAGGAUCAGGCCCUAUGUUAGAUGUGCAGCAGCUGAAGGCUUACCUUCCUAAAACCAUAGCGGCAAAAUUGAAUAUUGAGAGGGUCCUGAAGCAAACUAUCCAAGAACUCGAAACAAUGCAGGAGCUCAGUCCUGUGAAAGCCAAGAUCCAAUUCUUAUGUGAAGUGAAGGCUAUGCCACUGUUCGGUUACAAUGUCUUCACUGUGAAUAACACAAGUGAACAUUGGAUACCAACUCCAUGCAUUUUAGGAGUCAAUCAGGAAGAUCUAAUUAUCUUAAAUGAGAAUACCAAGUGUGAGCUCCUGAAGAUUCCUCUCAUGGAGAUCCAUACGAUGCGCUCCUUGCACCCAACCAAAGGAUCAAAAAUCCGAGAGAUGGAAAUCAAUUUUGGCUCCAUAAUUAAACCACAGACAAUCGCCCUUGAACUGAAAGAGGCCAGGGAAGUCUGCCACAUAAUCGCAAUGAUCCUUGAUGAGCUUUCAAUGCACAGCGACACAUGACCACACAUGAAUGCAAAAUCCAACCAGCUGAAAACUCCAAUUGAGCUGCUAAAUGAAUUAUCACUUUCAUCAAAACAUAACCUAUUAGGAGCAGAAAGCACUCGUCAUCUUGCAUGAAAAUCAAUAUGGGUAAUGAGCUGGGACCAGCAGCUGUGACUUACCUUCAGUUGUACAGUAAAGAGAAAAUAAAACAGGAACAGCCGUCGGAAUGUUGCCCAGUCUGGGCUCUUGUCUUUGUGUCUUGCUUGGCUUUCGGUAGCAGACAGGCCAUGUAGUGAAAUACGAGAACACUCAGCCAUCAUUGCGUGGAGGAUUUACAACAACGGCCUGUGCAUAUAACCCUAAACUUAAAUGUAAUAAACCAAUUUACAGCA